GGGAGGUCUGCGGCCCUGCAGGCUCCGCCUCUCUGCAUAAUGUGCCGGGUUCAUUGAAACGACCGGACAGCAGAAACACAGCACAGGACCACAGAGGCUUCACGGGACACUGAACAAACGGUGAAGAAAACAAACAACUCUCGGAUGGAAAGCGUUUGGACACACAGCUUCCUCUCCUCCGCAACUGUGGUACCCUGAACUCAGACUACAAAGGGACGUGAGGUCGGGCACUGGUUAAAAUGGAUACAUUCUUUUUAGAGGGGGCCCGUGUCUGGCUGAGACACAAAGAACAGCUCCUCCCCUCCACCGUCAGCUCCUGUGAUGAUACAUCCCUGGUGCUCACCACCGACUAUGGAAAGGUGAUCUACCUACAGAAGGCAGAGCUGAGCAGGGAGACGGUGUACCCAAUGCACCCCAGCAGCAUCCCCGGAGUAGAGGACAUGUCCACACUGGCAGAACUGCAUGAAGCCGCCAUCAUGCACAACCUCUUUCUGCGCUACCAGAAAGACAACAUCUAUACCAACAUUGGUUCGAUCCUGGCAGCAGUAAAUCCCUAUAAGCAGAUAUCGGGCCUGUAUGACGGCACCGCAGUCGACCUGUACAGCAAACACCAGAUGGGGGAGCUGCCUCCUCAUAUCUUUGCCGUGGCCAACGAGUGUUACCGCUGCCUGUGGAAGAGACACGACAGCCAGUGUGUUCUCAUCAGUGGGGAGAGUGGUGCUGGGAAGACAGAGAGCACCAAGCUGCUGCUGAAGUUUCUCUCAGUGAUGAGUCAGAACUCAGCAGGUACUCCUCUGUCAGAGAGGACCACCAGGGUGGAGCAGGCUCUCGUCCAGAGCAGUCCCAUCAUGGAAGCCUUUGGGAAUGCUAAGACCGUGUACAACAACAACUCCAGUCGCUUUGGGAAGUUUAUACAGCUCCACUUUUCCCAGAACGGAAACAUUCAGGGAGGCUGCAUCAUUGACUAUUUGCUAGAAAAGAACCGUGUGGUUCGACAGAAUCCUGGAGAAAGAAACUACCACAUCUUCUACGCUCUGCUGGCAGGGGCAGACAAAGACCACAGAGACAUGUACCUCUUGGCAGAGGGUCCUGAGUUGUAUCACUACCUGAGCCAGUCAGGCUGUGUGCAGGACAGCAGUCUGGAUGACAAGCUGCUCUUUGAAAGUGUGAUGGAGGCCCUGAAAGUGAUGGAAUUCACUGAGGAGGAGAUCAGAGACGUGUUCAAGUUGCUGUCUGCUGUCCUCCAGAUGGGCAACAUUGAGUUCAUGACUGCUGGCGGAGCUCAGAUCACUUCCAAAGGGGUGGUCAGUAAUGUCAGCGAGUUGCUCGGCCUGGACUCCUUCCAGCUGUCAGAGGUGUUGACCCAACGCUCCAUGAUCCUAAGAGGAGAGGAGAUUUGCUCUCCACUCACUGUGGAGCAGGCUGUGGACUCGCGAGACUCAGUUGCCAUGGCACUCUAUUCUCAGUGCUUCUCCUGGAUCAUAAUGAGGAUAAACCAGAAAAUUAAAGGCAAAGACAACUUCAAGUCCAUCGGAAUCCUGGACAUCUUCGGCUUCGAGAACUUUGAGGUGAACCGGUUUGAACAGUUUAACAUCAACUAUGCCAACGAGAAACUCCAGGAGUACUUCAACAAGCACAUCUUCUCGCUGGAACAGCUGGAGUACAACAGGGAGGGCAUCCAGUGGGAGGCCAUAGACUGGAUGGAUAACGCAGAGUGUCUGGAUCUCAUAGAAAAGAAACUGGGCAUGUUGGCUCUUAUCAAUGAGGAGAGCCGCUUCCCCAAAGGCACGGACUACACCCUUCUGGAGAAACUGCACAGCCGACACGCAACAAACCCGUACUACGUGAAGCCCAGAGUGAACGACCACCAGUUUGGCAUCAAGCACUAUGCUGGAGAGGUGCUUUAUGAUGUGCGUGGGAUCCUGGAGAAGAACAGAGACACCUUCAGAGAUGACAUUUUGUUUAUUCUGAAAGACAGCAGGCUUGACUUCAUCUACGACCUCUUUGAGCGCGUCGGUAGCAGAAGUGGAGACGAGACCCUAAAGAUGGGCACGGCCCGACGCAAGCCCACAGUCAGCUCUCAGUUCAGGGAUUCUCUCCAUUCCCUGAUGGCUACUCUAAGUGCCUCCAACCCCUUUUUUGUACGCUGCAUCAAACCAAACAUGGACAAGAAAGCCAACCAGUUUGAUCCUGAUGUGGUCCUGAACCAGUUGAGAUACUCUGGGAUGCUGGAAACUGUGAAGAUCCGCAGAGCUGGAUUCCCUGUCCGUAGAACCUUUAAGGACUUCUACAGCAGGUACAAAAUGAUCCUGAUGAACAAAAUUCACUCAGAAGAUGAGAAGCAGAGCUGUUCUGAGCUUCUCACACUUCAUGACAAAGCCAUGAAAGAGUGGCAACUGGGGAAGACAAAGGUGUUUCUGAAGGAGGCCCUGGAGCAAAGGCUGGAGAAGGAGAGGGAGGAGGUGCGGCGCAGGGCUGGCAUGGUGAUCCGCGCCCACAUCCUCAGCUAUGUGGCAAGGAAACAAUAUAAGAGGGUUCUGUCCAGCGUUGUCACCAUCCAGAAGAACUACCGCGCUCACUUUUGGAGACGCGUCUUUCUGCGCCUGCGUUUGGCCACCAUCAUCCUGCAGAAACAUCACAGAGGACAGCUGGCCCGAUCCCUCCAUCGCCAGCUCAAGGAGGAGAAACAGAAGCGAGAAGAGGAGGAGAGGAGGAGGAGGAGAGAAGAGGAAGAGCAGAGAAGGCGAGUAGAGGAGGAGAGGAGGAGAAUGGAGGAAGAGAGGAGACAGCAGGAGGAGGUGGAGAAGAGAAAGAGGGAGGAGGAGGAGAGACAAAGGCUGAUGGACGAGGAGAAGAAGAAGAGGCAGGAAGAGGAGGAGUCGAUGAGGGAGGAGCAGCUGAAACUGAUAAAUGAGGAAGAGGAUAUGGCAGCUAAAGCAGACGAGAAAAGGAACUCUCUGGUAAAUGGUGUUUGUCAGAAGAAGGAGCUUGCUCAAACUCUGUCCUAUAGUCACACCUCUGAGGAGGAGAGCCGUCAGAUGGAGGAGAUCCUGCGGCUGGAGAGGGAGAUCGAGCGCCUGCAGAAGCAGCAGGAAGACGGCGUGUCCCUUCUCGGAGAUGUCUCCCAUGAGGAGCUGCGGCAGAUGAGGGACGCUGAGAUCUAUAGACUGGAGAAGGAAGCCUCCCGUGUGGCUACUGAGUUUCUAGAGCUCUUGGACUUUGGUGGUUUAGAGCCUUCCCUUUCAAGUGAGGAGAACCUCCACGACCCGACUGAAUCUACUGCCCCUCUGGCCGAGGAGGAGGUUGAUGAGGGUUUCCACGCUGAGGACGAGUGCGUUCCUUUGCCUGACUUCCCUCCUCCUGCUGUGGUUCCUCUGGACAAGGAAGUAUUCCAAAGUAUUCCCCCUCCUCCGCCUGCCUUUGCAGAAGGACUAGUGGUCACCCCCUCCUCUGCCUCCUCUCCUGCACCAGCAAAGCUCUCCCCACUUACCCCCAACGGACUGAGUCAUGCCCCUAAUCUCACAGACUCCCACAGCUCCACACCUCCUCCGCCAACGGUCACCACCAACGGAGAGAGGCUGCUGUGUCAGAGGGCCAGCAGGGGGUCAGACUUUGAGCAUGUGAGCGUGGAGACGGCACCCUCAAACCUGCCAGACACCGAGUCUGACUACGACCAGGAGGAGUUUGAAGAGGCUCAUGGGAGCUCAGGUGCUAGCACCAAUGAUGGUCAUAUCACAGACGAGGAGGUGUUGCGAAAAUCCUCCUGCACCCAAAACAGCCUGGACUCCUUCAGAGGCAGCUCGGACUCGUUCAUUGACAGUGACGAGGACAAUGAUGGCUACGUGGACACAGAUGAGGAAGUUUCCAACGGGAGAGUGAAUCUGCUGAAUGGCGGCGGGCCUCCAUACUUCCACGGCUACCUCUACAUGAAGAGCGGUCUGAUGAUCCCCUGGCGUCGUCGGUGGUGUGUCCUGAAGGACGAGACCUUCAUGUGGUUUCGAGCCAAGCAGGACUCAGUCAAAUCCGGUUGGCUUUACAAGAAAGGAGGCGGCAUGUCCACCUUGUCUCGGCGCAACUGGAAGAUGCGCUGGUUUGUUCUGCGGGAGUCGAAGCUCAUGUACUUUGAAAAUGACAGUGAAGAGAAACUGAAAGGAACCAUCGAUAUCCGCACAGCCAAGGAUAUAGUGGACAAUCAUGAGAAGGAAAAUGCUCUAAAUAUUGUGACAGAGGAGAGGACCUACCACAUCUAUGCAGAGUCCCCAGAAGAUGCCAGUGGUUGGUUCAGCGUGCUGAGUCGGGUCCACAGCGCCAGCCCGGAGCAGCUCAUGGAGAUGCACCAUGAACAGGCCAACCCAAAGAAUGCAGUGGGCACACUAGAUGUGGGCUUGAUUGAUUCUGUUUGUGCAUCAGACAACCCCGACAGACCAAACUCGUUUGUGAUCAUCACGGCUAACCGGGUGAUCCACUGCAACACAGACACACCAGAGGAGAUGCACCACUGGAUCGGCCUUCUGCAGAAAUCCAAGGGAGACUCCAGAGUUGAUGGACAGGAGUUCUUAGUCAGAGGCUGGCUACAUAAAGAAAUGAAGUCUGGAGCCAAAAGCACUUCUCUGAAGCUGAAGAAGCGCUGGUUCGUUCUCACCACUAAUUCUCUGGACUAUUACAAGUCGUCGGAGCGCAGCACCUCUAAACUGGGAACUCUGGUCCUCAACAGUCUCUGCUCUGUGGUGCAGCCAGAUGAGAAGGUCUUCAAAGACACUGGUUACUGGAAUAUAAUCAUCCAUGGACGUAAACACUCGUACCGUCUUUACACCAAAAUGCUGAAUGAAGCCAUGCGGUGGGCCAAUGCCAUACAGGGAGCAAUAGACAGCAAAGUUCCCAUUGAAACGCCAACACAACAACUCAUCAGGGACAUCAAGGAGAGCAGUUUGAAUGUGGAGGCUGUGGAGCAGACAUACUGGAGGAACCCCAUCCUGAGAUAUACCCAGCAUCCUUUGCACUCCCCUCUUUUACCUCUGCCCUACGGAGAUGUUAGCAUCCACUUGCAAAAGGAAAAGGGUUAUACGAGCCUGCAGGACGAGGCCGUGAAGAUUUUCAACUCGCUGCAGGAGAUGGAGGCAGUGUCGGACCCCGUUCCAAUCAUCCAGGGAAUCCUACAGACCUGUCAAGACUUGAGGCCAUUGAGAGAUGAGGUCUACUGUCAGCUGAUCAAACAAACCAAUCACGUCCCGCACCCCAACAGUCCUGCCAAUCGCGCCCACUGGCAUCUCCUGUCCUGCAUGAGCUGCACAUUCCUUCCCAGUCGAGGCAUCCUGCGCUACCUCAAGUUUCACCUCAAAAGGAUUAAGGAGCUGUUCCCCGGCACUGAGAUUGAAAUGUUCGCCCAUUUCAUCGGCGAGUCCCUGAAGAAAACCAAGGCCAGAGAGUUUGUUCCCUCUCAGGAGGAAAUCAUGGCGCUGCUUACCAGACAGGAAAUGACCACCACGGUCUACUGCCAUGGAGGGGGCUCUUGCAAGAUCUCCAUCAACUCACACACCACCGCUGGAGAGGUGGUGGAAAAGCUUAUCAGAGGUCUGGCAAUGGAGGACAGCAGAAACAUGUUUGCACUCUUUGAACACAAUAACACUAUUGACCGGGCUGUGGAAAGCAGGGUUCUUGUGGCUGAUGUUUUGGCCAAAUUUGAAAGACUGGCUGGCAGUGAGGAAGGUGAAGAUGACGGCCAAUGGAAACUCUAUUUUAAACUCUACUGCUUCCUGGAUGUGGAGAGCAUGCCUAAAGAAGGAGUGGAGUUUGCAUUCAUGUUUGAGCAGGCCCAUGAGAGUUUGACCCGGGGCCACUUCCCUUCCCGAGAAGAGACCCUGCAGCACCUGGCCGCUCUACGCCUGCAGUUUCUGUACGGAGACAAAGCACGGGUCACCUGGAGCCUGGAAAACGUCUACCCCGUGGGCCGCCUGCGCAGUCGCAUCCUCCAGUUUACCAAGGUGGGUGGAGCCUCGGGGUCGGGACAAACUCUGGAGCGUCGGAGAACAAGCUUCCUGGACGGGACCCUACGGCGGGGGUUAAAGACCGGCUCGAUGAAGAAGCAGCGCAUGGAGGAGGAGCAGAUGUUGGAGAUGUGGAUAAAGGAGGAGAUGUCUGCCACCAGGGCGAGCAUCGUGGAGAAGUGGUCCCGCCUCACUGGUCUGGACCAGCAUCAAGCCAUGCUCAAAUACAUGACCAUCAUCAAGGAGUGGCCUGGAUAUGGAUCCACACUGUUUGAUGUCGAGUGCAAAGAAGGAGGCUUCCCUCAUGAUCUCUGGUUGAGCGUGAGUGCUGAAAAUGUGUCCGUCUACAAGAGAGGAGAGCCCAAGCCUCUGGAGACCUUCCCAUAUGAGCACAUCAUUUUCUUCGGCGCUCCGCAGCCCUGCACCUACAAGAUCACCGUGGAUGAGAGAGAAAUGUUCUUUGAAACACCACAGGUUGGAGAGAUCACAAAGAUCAUGAAGGCCUACAUAAACAUGAUCGUGAAGAAGCGCUGCAGUGUGAAGUCUGCAUCCAGUUAUGGCACCAGCUGGAUCAGGUGAUUGACUUGACAGGAGACCAAAUGUACUCAGCUACUGUACACCUGACAGACAACAAAAAAACAUAGACAGAUGAUGCAGAGAUGGUGUUUCAGAGCUUUUGCCUGUCCAGAAAGAGUCCUGUCUUUAGAGACGCAAAAACGUUUUGUGUUUUUACCGCUUAUGGCAAAAGUUGGAACAUUCAAUCAUCUGCAUCCCUUUUAAGCUUUACAGUCCUCCCGAGUGUUGCUUCCCUCCAUACAGUCUCCAAACAUGUUAUUCUCAUUAGUUACACUGGUCAUUUCUCACUUCCUAAUUGAAAUGUACUUCAGGUAUCUGUGAAUUGUUUUUUAAUAUCCAGGAAAACCGGACUUUUUCCACCAAACCCUGUCUUUCACAAUUCAUAGCAGACAUUCGAAUCUAAAUCUGGACUUUUUCAAUUCCAACAGUGUACAUUUUCUUUAAGCAUACAUCCAAAUUAGGUAAAAGAAUGUUGCAGUGGCAAACAUACCUUUAUUCAAGUGUUUUUUCAACAGAUAUUGCGCCCCAUUGCAAAGAAUGUUCUCCUGAAUGGAGAUUCCCUCAGGUUAAUGUGUAAUACAACUGUCCAAGGGAGAUUAUCUCCCUCAUCUUGCCUUAUUUAGGUUUUUAGUUUAAAUAUUCUGGAUUUAUAGAUUGAGUGCAGAUGUGGCCUUUCAGGAAUGGAGAAUAAACUUUGGGUUGUUUAGUAUCUGUGUGUGGUAGUUAAGGCUUCCAAUGGUGCAUGUGCCACAAAAGCCUGUCCCUAUCUUAAAGGAAAAAAAUGAUAAGUAAUAAUAAUGAGAAAUAAUUGCAGCAAACAAAGGAAUCCAACAUGAAUAACCACUGCAUCAGUGGAGAUGCAAUGUUUAUAACCACUGCAGUCGAGUAUUUUCUCAUAAGGCACCGGUUACUAAAAUCAUUUGAACAAUUUGCGGUUCUGUCAUAGAACAAGUACAGUACUUUGUGUUGAGCUGUUUUAUUGUGUAUUGACUUGAGGGUGUGUCUAACUUUUUGAAGCUGUAAAUGAUGCUCAAGGAUGUGUUUUUAGAAAUAAGCAGGAUGUAGCUUGUUCAGUACGUCUGUGUCUGAAGAUUGUUUUACUGUGUUUUUUCAGUGAUGUUGAAGGCCUUGUGAGAGUGAGCUAUUUAUUUAUUGAAGUAUCAGUGGAUUGAGAAAAUAAGCUGACUGAGCGAGGUGAACAGUGUGCUGGAAAUGCAUUGAUGCAGUUUGGCUAGUACUUUUGUUUCACUAUUAUUUGUGCAUUUCUCCAUUUUGUGCCCUGAGCUUUUGUCGACAUAAAAUACCCUAAGUGUGGUGCCCUAAACACCCACGCUCAAUUCCUUCUAUUACCUUACUAACCUGAGGAUAAGUUCCCCCCGCCACUUGAGAGGAUUGAAGCCUAUGCCAGUCGACGUACAGCAUAGUUCAUCAUAAGAGUCGAUCCAAACAUAAUGAGCUUAGUAUUUACCUCACAUUGCAUCACUGUCUUCCAUUGCUCUCCAAUCGUACUCACUUAGGCGAUCUGGUCAGCUGCCGGCGGCCACACCAGAGACUGAUCUUGCCACUGACGAUGACUGUAUUUCUGAGAUUUCUGAUUGUUUUGAAGAAGAAAAAUCAGAAAAUGUUUUAUAAGAAUUUAAAGAUGCUUUAAUAAAUUAUUGUAUUUCAAAA
Molecule: messenger RNA, 8231 nt
Organism: Micropterus dolomieu (smallmouth bass)
Lineage: Eukaryota; Metazoa; Chordata; Actinopteri; Centrarchiformes; Centrarchidae
Gene: myo10l3
Product: myosin X, like 3
Exons: 42
Coding region: 240-6563 (2107 amino acids)
Biological process (GO): signal transduction
Cellular component (GO): cytoskeleton; myosin complex
Molecular function (GO): ATP binding; protein binding; cytoskeletal motor activity
Source: RefSeq, a predicted model, not a curated record